Messenger RNA from Melanotaenia boesemani (Boeseman's rainbowfish), 2260 nucleotides. RefSeq names its product cell division cycle 6 homolog (S. cerevisiae) (gene cdc6). The record is from RefSeq and is a predicted model, not a curated record. NCBI's taxonomy places the organism in Eukaryota, Metazoa, Chordata, Actinopteri, Atheriniformes, Melanotaeniidae. Bases 248 to 2083 code for a protein of 611 amino acids. Gene Ontology annotation, biological process: DNA replication initiation; mitotic DNA replication checkpoint signaling; cell division. Gene Ontology annotation, cellular component: nucleus. The transcript has 11 exons. Gene Ontology annotation, molecular function: ATP hydrolysis activity; DNA replication origin binding; ATP binding.
UGAGCGUUGCCAAAGCUGACGUCCCGACCAAUCAGAGAGCAGCAGCGGGAGAUCCAGCUGGUGGAGAAGCAUCCGCUGGAGGAGAUUUGGCGCAAGUUUUGGUGCGGAGAGGACGGACCGACAUCGAGUUGAUUCUGCUGUGAACCGGGAGGAAACCACGUCCCGAGGUCAGAGGACUUGUUUCAACCUUUUAGGAAGGUAACAUUUCACCAGAGAGGACCCAUCUUUGUUCACAAAAGGAAAUAAAAUGCCCAGCACUCGUUCUCAGGACCGAGCUCAGCCCACGCUUCAGUUCCCACGACGUAAAUCCUGCAGAGCGUCUUCACGCUCCAAGACCCCCCAACUCCAGAAGUCUCCAGCUUUGUCACCAGCCAGGCCUGUGCCCCAGUCUGCUGUCCCAACUCGAAUUGGACCUCUUUCUCCAAGACGCACCACUAACCUGGUUACCCCACUGUCUCCCAGACGCUCCCUUGACUGCCCCCCUCCCAUCUCCCCAUCAAGGCCUGAUGCCACCACACCCCAUGUUUCACCCAGAGGCUCAGUGUCUCAGCAACCACAACUGCCCUCUUCCCCAGCUGUUCACACACGGAUCCCCCUCAGCCCACGAAAACGCACAGGUGAUGACAAUGGCUGCAACCUCAGCGCUGCCAUGCAGGGUUCCCCUCCGAAGCAGAGCAGAACCCCUCCGGCCUCAACACGGAAACUGGGCUACGAUGAGAACUCGCCGGUCCCAUCCUGUCCACACUCAUCACCAAGACGUCAGGAAACACCUGCUGGGAGUCCCGUCCGUCACAUGCAGGAUAAGAAGCUGCCGGUUGCCCGACUGUUUGCAGAAAAGUCCAGAUAUCAGAGCGUGAAACAAGCACUCCACACCGCCAUUCCUGAGCGCCUCUUGUCCCGGGAGUCCGAGCAGGCCUCCAUCCGGUCCUUCCUGGAGGAGAAGGUCCUGCAGCAUCGCCCCGGCAGCCUCUACAUCUCUGGAGCUCCAGGAACCGGGAAGACGGCCUGCCUCAACUGUGUGCUGACAGAGAUGAAGGCCGAGCUGUCGGCGGUGCAGACGGUGAUGGUGAACUGUAUGAGUCUGCGGAGCUCCCACGCCAUCUUCCCCCUGCUGGCCGACAAGCUGAAAGUGUCAGGUGGGCAGAGCGGUCUGCAGAGGUUCCUGACGGCCCCGGGGCCCAUCAUACUUCUUGUUCUGGAUGAAAUGGAUCAGCUGGACAGCAAAGCUCAGGACGUCCUCUACACCAUCUUUGAGUGGCCGUACCUGCACAAGUCUCGCCUCACUCUGAUCGGAAUCGCCAACGCUCUGGACCUGACUGACCGGAUCCUGCCCAGACUGCAGGCCCGGCCUCACUGCCGCCCCCUGCUGCUCCACUUCCCUCCCUACAGCCGGCAGGAGCUCAGCGCCAUCGUACAUGAAAGACUCACUCAGGCAUCAGCUGAUGGGAUUCUGGACGCGUCUGCAGUUCAGUUCUGUGCCAGGAAAGUAUCGGCUGUUUCUGGAGAUGCCAGAAAAGCUCUGGACAUCUGCAGGAGGGCCGUCGAGAUUGUCGAAGCUGACGAGAGAAAAAAAGGAUCAGAGCCAAAAGGUGAGUUUGGCUGCAGCUCUCUGACUCGUGGAGUUUGGUGUGAAUUUUGGCUGAGACUUCUUCUGUCCUGGAUGCCAGCAGAGUCUCGGGUCAGCCUCCCGCAGGUUGCACAGGUGCUGUCAGAAGUGUACGGUGACCGCAUGGCGUCUCAGACCAGCAGCUCGGAGGGGGAGUGUUUCCCGCUGCAGCAGAAGCUUCUGGUCUGCUGCCUCCUGUUGCUCAUUCAGAACGGAAAGAGCAAAGAGAUCGUCCUGGGAAAGCUCCACGAGGUAUACAGCCGGCUGUGCGCUCAGAGGCAGGUGUCCGGAGUCGGGCAGGGAGAGUGUUUGUCGCUCUGCAGCCUCCUGGAGAGUCGAGGAAUCUUCGCCUUGAAGAAAGCUAAAGAGGCUCGUCUCACUAAGGUCUUCCUGAAGAUCGAAGAGAAAGAUGUUGAAAACGCUCUGAAGGACCGAACGCUUCUGGGCAGCAUCCUCGCUGCAGGACUCCCCUCAUGACCUCUGAUAUUUCCUGGGAUUUUGUACAGUUUGAAAUGUUUUAGGACUUUUUUUUUAUUCAGCAGGUUUGAGUUUGUAAGAAAUGUUGGAUUUUUAUGAGUUAAACUGCACCUGCUUCAAUUGGAUUUUUGUAAACUUUUUUUUCCCCUGCUGUAAAUAAAUUUACAGACAUUUAAA